AUGGAACAGCAAUUCUCUACCUCCAAAGUCACAGUCGAGUACUUCGACCCUCACGACGUCUUCAAGCUCUUGGCCCCCGGACUAGUGCCCCGACUUCCCUUGCGCAAUCUACAUUGGCAGUCUCAUGCCGGACCGUUGAGAUCUAUCGACACCCUCCAUGUCGAACUUCUUCGUUCCGGCGACAGGAACGCCGUAAGUUCCCCAACAACCUCCACGUCUACAUCUCAAGGGCUGGACAGCGCCACCACUCGUGACGACGGCUUCCAGACCCAGAUCGGCGCCACCCAAUCCUCCGACGCCGUCGACCAGACCGCGAACCGCAUCAACACGCCUAUACGCCGCCAUCAGAUCCCCGGGUUGAGACGCACACCGUAUCUCAAGGUGCUGCUCGUACGAUGCGACGAUAACGACUCUUACAAGGGCCACGUGAGGCAGGAGAUACGUGACUGGAUCAAGAACCACAUACCUUCGUCUAGUUCCAAAAAGAGCACCGCCGAAAACCACGAUGCCUUUGAAUGGCUCAUCGUCCACGUUGUAAUCCCAAACACAGUUGCUGCGACCCAGCCCCGCGACUCGGGUUCCAUAGCCGAGAAAGCUUCUGCCCCGUCGAGAUGGAGACCAGGUUCGAGCACGCUCCUCGAGAAGAUGAGGUCGGAUUUUAAUACCUCGAGCAAGGGAACGACCGAGCGACUUGCCCAAAUACGUAUUGGCGUCAACGAUGUUCCUUACGAUAGUCUACCCCGUGUGGUGCCGGCUGUGCCAAGUGGCUACACCGAGUCAGAACAAGAGACCGAGAACUCCUGGACCGACCUGAUUUCCAAAUUCAGGAGUCUCAUUCUUUCUAGCUUUGACCUGCGCGUUAGUCAAUACGAGGAAGACAUCAAGGAGAAGGACUCGCAGAGGAGCCUACCCGGAUGGAAUUUCUGCACCUUUUUCAUCCUCAAGGAAGGGCUUGCCCGAGGCUUCGAGAGCGUCGGCUUAGUAGAGGACGCUUUAGUCGUCUACGACGAGCUAAGCGUGGGGCUUGAUAUGGUCGUCGAGGACCGAGUUGCUGGUCGACCGAGGUCCGCUGCGAAUGCCCUCCUAAGCUAUACCAAGGAACUCAAGCAGAUUGCCCUCAAGGCCAGGGCAGCAAUUAUCGGGGUCGAAUACGACGACGACGAUGAACAGGUAGUCGACCUACAAUCUUCCCAACCGGAAAGCGCCCAACCGAAGGACUUGUACGACGAUAUCCCUAUUAGCUCUACUAAGAAGCCUUAUCGUGACAUGAUUGUCGCCAACAACGUGUCUGUUUUUGAUUUUAGAUGUUACAUUUUCGCCAGGCAGAUAUCUCUGUUAUUGCGGCUUGGAAAUGCGUGGUCGACAAGGGAAGAGCUGCUAGCAAAGCUCAAGGAGCAGCAGGAGUCGGUACUACACGGAGUUGCACCCCGGGCGCCGCCCCCGAAGCAAAAGGAGGACGAACAUGAGGAUUUGAACAUGCUGGCCGAGAUAUGUCGACGGACGCUAGAAUUCAUCCCCACCCUGUCGCAGGUUAUGAGAGAUGAUGUCUUUACCGCGUUGUCGGAUCUCGCCAAAACGGAUGAAGACAACGCCGCCUCCGGAAUUCACGCCGAUCUUCUCACAUCGGAGGUGGUCGAUAACCUUGUUGCUUCUUUUGCUUUCUCCAUUGCGCAGCAGAUUCUCGCUCAGACAUCUACUAAAGCUUUACCUAUACCCCCGUCUACACUAGCCUCGACGGACGGUCACGAACAGAAGUCGGCAAUACCCGAGCUCAAGACAACGCUGCAUCCGGCUAGAAACUCCUCUCUAGCGGUACGGGUGGGAGGCACCACUAAUGUUGGUCGUCCGCCUCCGAGUCCGAAUGUCUUCACAACACCGCAGGUCGGCUCGGCGGACGAUCCGGCAACCUCCUCACCCUUUUUGAAGGCCGGGCUUGAGGAACUAGCUGCCAAAAGGGCGGAGCUAUAUAUGGUGUCUCGAAAUAUUCUUGCGGAAUGCGGAAAGAAACGCGGAUGGUUCGAUGGAUGGACGAGUGUUCCAGUUAUAGGUGAAUCAACGAUGGUUGACCUGGUCGACAUCGACCUCGGCGACGACAGUGCGGCAAAACCGGCGAAAGACGACGAGGAAUCGGCCGAAAGAGAGCCUGUGGUGUCAGAAUGCGGUAUAGACAGCAAGCUACUAAGAACAGCGCUCGAUAAUAGUAACGACUUUUAUCGUUUAUACGAAACACUAGCCGAUAAGGCCCUCCGACAUUAUACCGUCGCAGAUCAUAUCCACUCGGUUCAAACCAGUAUGGCGGAUAUUGCGGUCUUGAAGUACCAUAUCGGCGAUUACGACUCAGCGUCAUCCUACUUCUGGAGAACGACCCCUUUUUUCGGAGAAAGCGGUUGGAGCCUCUUGGAGCUAUCUAUGCUUACCAUGUACUCGAGGUGUCUAAAACAGCUCCAACGUCAAGAGGAGUACGUCAAAGUCAUGUUGAAGCUGCUGACGAAGGCUGCUGCAGCGGAGAGAGACCGCCGAGCACAAAAGUCGGGAUUCCGGCGAGUUUUUGAGGAUAAUAUCGGCUUCCCCGAUAACGAGACUAUCAAGGGUUUUUUGGAUGACCUACUCCAAGUAACGAAAUCCCUGCCGAAUGAAUUGCGGAUACAGUUAUCUAGCUUCUUCUCCGCUCUGGAGGUCGAUGGACCCCCAGAGUACCACCAAGACCGGGACAGCAUAUCCCUUAACCUGAAAGUGAACAGCCUGCUAGUAGAUGAUCUCACACUCGACAGCGCACAGGUGCGAAUAGCCGAUACUACGGGUAGAUCCACCCGAGAAAUACUUUUCGAACUUUCAGAGCCGGCAACAAUCAAGCAGGGUAGGAAUAAGAUCAAGCUACACAGCAAUUCCGCCGUGCCAGGCUCUUAUGAGAUCGGCAAGAUAGAUCUUGUAGCCAGCAAUUUACGUCUCCAUCACGAGCGUGAGGUCGGCAAACCCCUAGACAAAGCUACCGACAUUCUCCUGUCACCUCACGUAUUCAUCUACCAUCGACCCGAUACGCUAGACGUGAGGUUAUACGCAUCAAAAGACAUUCAGUUAGAUCGACACAACAACGUCGAUAUCGAAUUAGAUUCUGGCUGGAAUAGUUUGCUUAAUGCUGAAAUCCGAGUUAAAGCGGCUACUGGGGGAUUGAGGCUCCUCACCAGUGAAGCAAAGUGUGUCGGUUCUUCGUCUAUCUCCUUCUCUAGGCCGCCAGAGGGUGGCCUGUUCUGUUUCGACUCUUUACCACAGCGCACGACCGCGCGAAUACGAUUCCCCUACACCGUAGAACAGGAGACCCUCAGCAUUUCUAUACGCAUCGAAGUAACUUAUACGACCGAACACGGCAAAUAUGUCUUCUCCAAGACACCCACCGUCGACACGGCUCUGGCCCUUGGAGUCAAUGUUCAGGAUGUUUUCAAACAUCACGCUCUCUUCUCCCGAUUUACCGUGUCGGCCGCAAACCAUAGUCCUCUACGGCUGUUUAAGAGUGAAUUAAUCAGCUCGGAUAUAUUUGAGUCUGAAUUCGGUACACCGUCGAGUGCCCCUGUCGUCAUUUUCCCGAAGCAGCCAGCUAGUCUGCUAUAUAAGAUCAUGCGAAAAUUGGACGUGAAGAUCCACCCGAAAACCCAGAAGACCAUGUAUCUGAAGUUAUGGUAUAGCGUCUUGCAAGAUGAGAUUGAAUCUCUGGUCCAGGACUCUCUAACCGAAUCUCUGAAAGACAACCCUCUACGCCCCUUUUCUCGUCUCCUCUGGUCGACGAUUCUUCCACAUCUCCGACGGUCUCUCACCGGAUACGAAGUCGAGCGCGUGGCCCUUGUCAGGUCCGUAUCGACUGCAUUCCUGUCUUCGGUCAACUGGACAAAGCAUCUCGGGGGGCUUGGCAGAGCGCCAGACGGCUCCGACUAUGCGCAGAUAUUGGCAGCCUACCUGCAGAGUUGGCAGGCGGAGAAUCCCCAACUCACCCUCGACAUCGACUUGGUGCCCGACGAGCCGCAAUCGAUCAUCAUCCCCGUAGACAUACCGUCGCUCACCAUCGUGCACACCGCCGACAUCCGGCUACAGCAACAGCCACCGCAGCCACAACUCACAUUUUCCGCCUCCUCCUCCUCCUCCUCCUCCGGCGUCGAGGCUAUUACCCCCGCCGUCUUCACCAACCAGCUGCUGCCAGCUAUUCUGCAGCUCAAGUGGACCCGCAUCUGGGACACGACGACGCCGGCCGCGGAGCAGACGGACCUGGAGUUUAGCUACGAGCUCGCGGCGCCGCAGGACACCUGGCUGCUCGGCGGGAGGCGCAAGGGCCACUUCGUCAUCCCCGCGGCGGCGGCCGCCGGCGAGGAAGAGGGGGACGAUGGCGGCAUCAGCAGCACGCCCGACACCGAGGCCGAGAUCCCGAUCCUCCUCAUCCCGCUGCGCGAGGGCUGGCUGCCGUACCCCACCGUCGAGAUCCGCGAAGUCCGGCCCGCCGCGCCCGACGGCGACGCCGCCGCUGCAGCCGCCGUCGACCCGUCGUCGCUGCCGGCCAACUUCGAGACCGACUUCCGCAACCUGGGCGAGACGAUCCGCGUCGUGGCCGACCGGGCGCGCGCCACGCUCAGCCUCGACGCGAGCGGGCCUAGCGGCGGCCCGCUCGUCCUCGAGGUCGAGAGGAGGCUGCCGGGGGACGUCAGUCUCGCGGGGGAAAUAGGGGUAGGUGCUGGGGAUGUGGGCAGGGGGGUUGCCUAGCGGCCGAUGUUGCGUGUUAUUAACAAAGGGGGUGGGGGAGGGGGUUCAUUCGGCCGGGGCGACCCAAGGCCACACGCCGCCUAUCACGUUCACUAGCAGAGGCAAGUAGGUUGGACAACGUCCGAGAAAACAAGUUUACCAGCGUAUCGUUUUUUUCCUUCCUUCUUGACAUUGCGGGUACUCGUCAGC
Durotheca rogersii is the source of this 4932-nucleotide messenger RNA. RefSeq names its product trafficking protein particle complex subunit 10. The record is from RefSeq and is a predicted model, not a curated record. The transcript has 3 exons. Gene Ontology annotation, biological process: early endosome to Golgi transport; intra-Golgi vesicle-mediated transport. Gene Ontology annotation, cellular component: TRAPPII protein complex. NCBI's taxonomy places the organism in Eukaryota, Fungi, Ascomycota, Sordariomycetes, Xylariales, Xylariaceae. The coding region runs from base 1 to 4743 and encodes 1580 amino acids.